GGCAUUACUAGGAAGGGUACCGACCACUUCGGGCGAGACCACGUAGCAGCGCGACCAUGGGCCCGACCGAGCAAGAAGUAGCGCUCAUCUCGCAUGGCCGCAAGAUCCUCGAGGUGUACAAGCACAAGGGCGUUAUCAACGGGUACAUUGAGCGACCGGAUGCGCCUCACGGCGACGACGAGCCGGCCAUCGCCAAGCACGAGCGCUGGCAGAGCGUGACCGCCAAGCACACGCAGAGCAGCCAGCUGCUCCAGUCGAUCGAGCGCAGCAUGCUCAAGCUUCUCGAGAACGUUGGUAGCGCCGACACGCCGGCGGCUUCUUUGAGCCAUGUCACGGCGCCGCUCGUCGCCCAACUGCGCCAGCUCCUCCGCCAGAAGCAGCUCCUCGAAGAUGACAUGGGGCGAGAUUUCCAGGCUCUUGGACCACCGGUCGUCCUCGAUGCGUCCAACAAUGUACCCUCGGUUUGGCUAGCCCACGCCGACGUCGACGCGCUCGUCCACGCCAAGGUCGCGCCACUGGAAGCCGAGCUUGCGCAGGCCAAGACGACAAUCGACGACAUGCAGGUCAAGCUGCACGCGUACAAGGUCCAGCUCCAGCAGCAAGCGGCGAGUACGUCGACGCCUCUCGCAUCUUCGGCAUCGUUCAGCCCACGUGCGCUCAUUCAGCGCCUCGAGCGCCACAUCCAAGAGAAGGACGAGCUCAUCCGUGCACUCCGCGAGACGUUGGACGACGUAGCGAACGACAGCAGCCGCAUGGAGAAGCUUCUCAUCGCGCAGAGCGACUCGAUUGCGAUGCUGCAGAACGACCAUCAGCUGCGGGAAGCCACGGCAGCGUCGGCGGUCCCCGCAAGCGUACUUUCACCGCCCACGUCCGAGACGCAGGACCUCGUGCCGCCGGACGACGGUCAUGCGCACCGCGUCGAGGACUUCGAGACACCGUUGCCACCGGGCUGGGAGAUGCGCGUCACCAACACGGGCGACGUGUACUUUAUCCAUCGGCACUCCAAAGUCACGACGUGGGUCGACCCGCGCUCGCACCCGAUCCAGCUGCAGCCGUCGCUCUCGCCCAACGCGCCGCUCUCGUCGCAGUACGCGAUUGAGUUUCACGAGAAGCGUCCGAUCGGCGUCCUCUUCCAGCCCAACACGCCGGUCGAUCAAGGCGCGUGCGUGCGCCGUGUCCUUGAAGACACGCCGGCCGAAUACGCCGCCCAGAUCCAGCCAGGCCACCAGCUCGUCGCGGUCAACGGCCACCGCAUCCAGGAAGCGUCGUUCCGACACAUCAUGCUAUUGCUACAAGGCGGCUUUCGGCCGCUCACAUUGACCUUCGAUCGGCUCGUGCGAGUGGGCACCUUGCUACUGGACGACGAAGGACAGGAAGGGACGCGCGAUACUGGCGACGAGAUGGAGAACCCGUCUGGGUUCUCGCUGGCCGACCAGCUCAUCACGGGCGUCUUCUCGCUUGUGUGGGCGGCGCCCGACGAGACGACGACGUCGUCGGCGGUGCAGCCUAUUUAAAGAAUGACUCUGUGGUAUAAAAGAACAGGAAAUGUGGCGUUUCACCGCUUUUGCAUGGUUGACAGGGGCUAGAUACACGCAACGUUAGGUUUAAAAAA
Molecule: messenger RNA, 1612 nt
Organism: Saprolegnia diclina VS20
Lineage: Eukaryota; Oomycota; Saprolegniomycetes; Saprolegniales; Saprolegniaceae
Exons: 5
Coding region: 57-1514 (485 amino acids)
Biological process (GO): signal transduction
Cellular component (GO): cytoplasm
Molecular function (GO): protein binding
Source: RefSeq, a predicted model, not a curated record